AUGAGAGGGCGUCAAGAAUUAUGUUGUUCUGCUCCUCCCGCCUCCUCAGAUAUUCAAUCUCGGCUCGAAGGUCUUCCUCUUCCUGGUAACUGUCGACAACGCAGUACUGCCCCUCCGCUGCACACCUGGUGCGUGGCGCCUUAUGCGUCAAAACUCGUGGCUCACCUUGUCUCGAUUUCUGCGGCAGUGCUGACAGCCCGGCAGCGCUCGAUGUUCCCAAGUCAUGGCUUUGCGGCCUGUUGCUCUCCUGAUACAGUGCGGGAUAACAGUGCACAGCAUGCAUUAGAUGGUACUCACUUUGAUUGGGAACGCUGGAGUGGUGGAGGAGCGCGUCGUGGCAGAUGGACACAUGCACACCCACAAAUAUGUAUUCUGACUGCUCGUGCCAUUUCUGCUUACCUCGUCAUCUGGUGGUAA
Messenger RNA from Purpureocillium lilacinum, 417 nucleotides. NCBI's taxonomy places the organism in Eukaryota, Fungi, Ascomycota, Sordariomycetes, Hypocreales, Ophiocordycipitaceae. The record is from RefSeq and is a predicted model, not a curated record.